This is a messenger RNA of Liolophura sinensis, 1870 nucleotides long. RefSeq names its product metallophosphoesterase MPPED2-like. Lineage: Eukaryota; Metazoa; Mollusca; Polyplacophora; Chitonida; Chitonidae. Bases 365 to 1303 code for a protein of 312 amino acids. The record is from RefSeq and is a predicted model, not a curated record. The transcript is spliced from 5 exons. Gene Ontology annotation, molecular function: hydrolase activity.
AGCGACGGUUUACCACAGCGACCACUAACUCCAACCUGUAUGACAACCUGGUUGUGUCAGAUAAUGUCAUUAGAUGCGGAACAAGAUUUGUGUAUCUUUGAACUAAAGAGCUAGUUGGUAAGUUGCUAUCGUCUUGAUUCUGUUGUCUGAUUCAGGGAUUAUCCUGUAUAGUCGCUCUUCGCUCCCGCAGUCAGUAUGAGGCGGUAGGGGUUUCAGGCCUGCAAUGCCGGGGGAGGAGUACCAGUGACAAAAGUAAAGCGUGAUUCACCCAAUGUGUGCCAUGUCACAGCGAUGACGCUUAGAAAGCAAUAAAGAAUUAACGGGACCAGGUGAUCGGUGUGAUGUUGAGGAGGACUGAUCGGAUAUGGCCGAGAAAAUUGUUGGGCCUGUUUCAAGCUUAGUGCUCAGCUGCGAUGAAACACUGUCAGAAAACGCCCUCACAGUGUCGCCGUACAGCGAAGACCCUCAAAGAGCCUGGAUAGAGUUGCACAGACAACUCACGGUAGACAAAGUCAAGCCUCUACCAUUAAACACUCCUGUCCGCGAGGAUGCUGUGCGCUUUGUGUGUAUAUCUGACACACACGAUAAACUCCAGGAGCUCAUGAAAGAACCACGAAAGGGAGUGGAUAGGAAGGGAAUUCCUCCUGGAGACGUCUUACUACAUGCGGGUGAUUUCACUUUUUUGGGCACAGCCGGACGGGUUAAAAAGUUCAAUGAAAUUCUGGGUAUGCUUCCACAUCGGCACAAAGUUGUUAUAGCUGGCAACCACGAGCUGUCUUUUGAUGACAACUGUGAAAAGAUGAUAUCAGGAAUGAUGGCGUCUCAGAAUAGGUCGGUUUUGCGAGAAGCCGGAGUAUCAGCAGUUCAGGAUCUGCUAACAAACUGUGUCUAUCUGCAGGACUCAUCAGUGGAGAUAUACGGGAUUAAGAUAUACGGGUCACCAUGGCAGCCAGAGUAUCGUGGCUGGGCGUUCAAUGCUCCACGUGGCUGGGCGUUGCUGAAGAUCUGGAAUAAGAUUCCAUCUGACACAGAUGUCCUGAUGACCCAUGGACCCCCGUUAGGUUACGGCGAUUUGCUGAAGUCUUCCCAGAGAGCUGGGUGUGUGGAUCUCCUGAACACAGUGCAGAAGCGAGUCCGUCCUCUCUACCAUGUGUUUGGUCACAUCCACGAGGGUUAUGGUGUUUUCUCCGAUGGUCACACAACCUACAUCAACGCCUCCACUUGUACCACUAAGUAUUUCCCAACAAAUCCACCAGUUAUAUUUGAUAUACCUUUGAGAAAAGGGUUUACAAAGACAUCCUGACAGAGUUUUAAAAGUCGUACUGCCUCUAUACGUGAGGUUGAUUCACUUAACUUUCAAAUUGGCUUAUUCCAAAUGAUGCCACAUUCUUCUCUGGACAGUUUCGUUUUGUUACAGAUGACGCUUCUGUGUGUGGUUCAGAGCUGCUGUCGUUAGUUGUAAGCUGUGUGACGUUUGCCUUAUGUCAGAGGCAAGCAAAACUUAACACAUGUGCUAGUCAUUCACUUGGCAUCAGGUGCUCCUAAUUAUUUCUAUGUUGUGGGCAUCUGGUCAAUGUGCGUUUGCGUGCAUGGACGUACGAGUUUAUCAGUGAGAGAUUUUCCAAUUCUGCUUUGUUGACUACAUGUUGCUCAUUUCUUAUUAUUAUCAUUCUGAAAUUGGGCAAUUCAAAGGAGAGUUUGUGUCAAACUUGUAUAGAGCCUUGGUCAAUCUCUGGCCUGGAAAAAGCUUUGAUUUGGUCACAUCCAUUCUGCUCCUGUCCAUUGAGGUCAGAGGUUCGAGUCCUGAUGUUGCUUGUUUGCCGGUGGCUUUAAAUUGUGAGAUUUGUCACAUACCUAGCUGGGGAAGGGC